CUUUGCAAUGGGUGACGCAUUUAUCAUAGCAAUAGACUUUGGGACAGCAUUUAGUGGAUAUGCCUUUAAUAUCAGACCCAUAGAGGAAGAAAGUGAACCUCGAUUGAAUCAAUGGGGAAAAGAGUAUGGCUUUGACACCCCAAAGACUCCAACCUCCAUUUUGUUUAAUGAAGAUAAAGAGUUUCUUAGUUUUGGUUUUGAAGCCCAAAUGAAAUACAAGGACAUGAGUGGAGAAGAAGCAAAAAAACAUUAUUUGUUUGAAGACUUCAAGAUGGAUCUCUACAGCAAAAAACUCAGCAGCGAUCUUAAGAUUAAAGAUGCCAGCGGGAAAUCAAUGGAGGCACUAAAGGUUUUCUCAGAGUCCCUGAGAUUCCUGAAGGAUGACGCUCUGACUACCAUCAUAGCCAACACAGGGGGGAGGAAGUUCAUUCCCUCUGACUUCACCUGGGUCCUGACAGUUCCUGCCAUCUGGGAUGAGUCAGCUAAACAGUUUAUGAGAAAAGUUGCAAAACAGGCAGGUAUUGUAACAGAAGGAGGGGAUGAGAAACUGAUUAUUGCUCUUGAGCCAGAAGCAGCUUCAAUCUGGUGUAAGAAGCUUCCACCAGACGGUUUCAUCUCUGAGAACCACAGCAAAGAGUCACUGGAUCAGUCUCCAGGGACUCAGUACAUUGUUGUUGACUGUGGAGGAGGAACUAUUGACAUCACUGUCCAUGAAGUCCAGGAUGGAGGAGCCCUGAAGGAGCUGCACAAGGUCUCUGGAAACAAUCUAGGAGGACAAACUGUGGACAGAAAAUUUAAAAAAUUUUUAAGAGAAAUACUCCCUGAUGGAGUUUGGGAUGAAUUUGAACAAAACUCUCCCAGUUCAGCUCAGAGAAUCAUGUAUGAUUUUACCCGUCUCAAACAAUCAGAUACAGAUAUUCAGAUCAGCUGCCCAUUUAAACUUGUGUCAUUGGCUAAAGAAAAGUCAGGAACAGAAAACUUCAUCAAGUCAGACCCCGACGCUUCCUGGGAUGGUGACUACAUCAAAAUCUCUCAAGACAAACUGAGGUCUUUCUUUAAAGAAAGUCUGGAGGGCAUCACCCAUAACCUGAGGGAAAUCUUCAACUCUGGUCUCAAUGUUAAUUACAUUCUGUUAGUGGGGGGGUACGCUCAGAGUAAAAUACUGCAGCAGCACAUUAUUGAUCAGUUUGGACAUGAGUGUAAGGUUCUGUGUCCUUUCAGGGCCCAGGAAGCAAUUGUGAGGGGAGCUGUAGAGUUUGGUAGAAACCCACAGGUUGUUAUUUCUCGUAAAAGUUCCUAUACUUAUGGAUUUGCUGUUUGUGAGAAGUUUGAUGAGAGGAAACACAAGCAAGAAAAGAAAUUUACAGCAGGAGGCGUGGAAUGGAGUGACGAUAUUUUCCGUAAACUAGUGGAAGAAGGUGAGGAUGUUGGAUCAGAGGAAACCAGAAAGUUCCUAUGUGGUCCAAUUACAGCAGAUCAGAGGAAAAUAAUGUUUAUAUUCUACCGCUCAUUUAGCAAGGAUCUAGUUUAUGUAGAUGACUGGGGGGUGGAUGAGGUUGGUUCAUUCAUUGUAGACAUCACUGGAGGGCAUAAAGUCAACCUAGAAAUUCAGUUUGGCUCAACAGAGAUAACAGCUACAGGAAUCAACCUGAUUAGUGGAGAGAAGCAAACAGUCAAAAUAGAAUUCAUGACAAAAGACAGAGAAUGUAUCAUUUAUGAGGCAGAGGAUGAGCUCAGUACUGCAGUAAAAGAAUGUAUAAUUGAUGGGACUGACGAAACAAUUUGAAUAACAUGCCACUUUUCCAUGAUCUUCCAA
Molecule: messenger RNA, 1816 nt
Organism: Cyprinodon tularosa
Lineage: Eukaryota; Metazoa; Chordata; Actinopteri; Cyprinodontiformes; Cyprinodontidae
Product: heat shock 70 kDa protein 12A-like
Exons: 4
Coding region: 8-1786 (592 amino acids)
Molecular function (GO): ATP-dependent protein folding chaperone; ATP binding
Source: RefSeq, a predicted model, not a curated record